This is a messenger RNA of Cephus cinctus (wheat stem sawfly), 620 nucleotides long. RefSeq lists its product as uncharacterized. The transcript is spliced from 3 exons. The record is from RefSeq and is a predicted model, not a curated record. The coding region runs from base 49 to 351 and encodes 100 amino acids. NCBI's taxonomy places the organism in Eukaryota, Metazoa, Arthropoda, Insecta, Hymenoptera, Cephidae.
UGUUGUGACGGCCAGGAGUGGUGUGUAUCUACUUUCGUGAUAAUAAACAUGAAAUUGAUCAUCGCUGCCGCCUUCUUGUGCGCCGUAGCCGCAGAUACUGCUACCUUGCCAAACGAAAAAUGGCCAUCUCGUUCAACUGGACCGACUUUCCCACGUCCGAAUAAUCCACAAUAUCGGUUCCGACGUGAGGAUGAUCUCAACAGAAGAAUUCGAGUGCAGGGAAACAUUCCCGUUGGAAAUUCCCACAAGCAGCCAUCAGUCGACGUGAACUACGAACACCGACUUUCUGACACCGGAAGGCGAACAGUUGAUGCCUACAGUGGACUGAACAUUCAAUCUGACCGUGUUUAACCCCACGCUGGAUUCAGGUUCGAGCACAACUUUGACAAUGGUUUGUUCCUCAAGGGUUACGGUCAAGGUCAGACAGGAUCUCAUGGCAGGGUGGAACCUCAGUUAGGCGCCGGAUUUGGUCUAAGAUUCAGGAGAGAUGUUGGAGCAGAAGAGACUGAUGCUGAAUUUGAAGAACAGUAGAAAGUUGUGAUGGAGCUGAUGUAUUUAUCUCCCUGAUUGCUAUUUAAGUUUGUAUAAAUAUUUAAAUAAAUUUAUUGGUUUUAUACGUA